GGAAAAGAGGGCACCCAGCACUGUCCCCUCCCCCUUUCACUCACCCCAGUAAUCCCCGCCAGACAGGAGCCCUAGAUUUAAUUCUUGGGAAGAGCUUUGUAACCGUGUUUACUAAGUAAACAGGUCUGGCAGGCUCAGGCUGGGGUCUGCAGUUCAGCAUUGAUGGGCCGCUGACAUGAAUUUGGAAGGAAGAAAAAGAAAGGAAGGAAGGGUUUUCUUUAACAAGGUAUAGAUUGUUGUUCAUUUAAUCUUCACAAUAACUCUAUGAGACCACAAAUAGUGUUAAAGAUGAGGAUUCUGGUGGAUCAAGGCUUCCUUUAAGAGGUAAAUAAGCUGAAGGCAUAGCUGCCUUGCUGGUACUUCUUUAAGAAGGAAGUUUGAACGAAGUCCAGUGUACACGCAGAAGUCCACUGAACGAAGGUUACUCCUUCCAGGUUGAGGGUCCUAAGGAAUGGAUAAAUGUGUUUCCAGGCACAGUAUUGUGUGUAGUUACAUGUGACUGUACCUGUGUUUCCCCGGUAAAUAUUCCAUUCCCUGUUUCUCAAAGUACUGUGGGCCAUGAAGGCAGGUCAUCUUCUUUGGGCUUUACUGUUGAUGCACUCCUUGUGGUUUCUACCAACUGAUGGGGCCAUUCGAAACUACUACCUGGGCAUCCAGGAUAUGCAGUGGAACUAUGCUCCCAAAGGAAGAAAUGUCAUCACAAAUCAGACUCUGAACAAUGACACAGUGGCCUCCAGCUUCCUUAAAUCUGGCAAAAGCAGGAUAGGGAGUAGUUACAAGAAGACUGUCUAUAAGGAAUACAGUGAUGGCACAUACACUGAUGAAAUAGCCAAGCCUGCCUGGUUGGGCUUCCUAGGACCACUGUUACAGGCUGAGGUGGGGGAUGUCAUCUUGAUCCACCUGAAGAAUUUUGCCAGCCGACCUUACACCAUUCACCCUCAUGGUGUUUUUUAUGAGAAGGACUCAGAAGGCUCACUCUACCCAGAUGGUUCUUCUGGGUAUCUGAAAGCUGAUGAUUCUGUUCCCCCUGGGGGCAGCCAUGUCUACAACUGGAGUAUUCCAGAAGGUCAUGCACCCACUGAAGCAGACCCAGCAUGCCUCACCUGGAUUUACCACUCUCAUGUAGAUGCUCCACGAGACAUUGCAACUGGUCUCAUUGGACCUCUUAUCACCUGUAAAAGAGGGACCCUGGAUGGUAACUCCCCACCUCAGAGGAAGGAUGUGGACCAUAAUUUCUUCCUCCUCUUCAGUGUGAUAGAUGAGAACCUUAGCUGGCACCUUGAUGACAACAUUGCUACUUACUGCUCAGACCCUGCCUCGGUGGACAAAGAAGAUGGAGCAUUUCAAGACAGCAACAGGAUGCAUGCAAUCAAUGGGUUUGUCUUUGGGAACUUACCAGAGUUGAGCAUGUGUGCACAGAAGCAUGUGGCUUGGCACUUGUUUGGCAUGGGCAAUGAAAUAGACGUCCACACAGCUUUCUUCCAUGGACAGAUGCUGAGUAUCCGCGGACACCGUACUGAUGUUGCAAACAUUUUUCCAGCCACCUUUGUGACUGCUGAGAUGGUGCCCCAGAAGUCUGGAACCUGGCUAAUUAGCUGUGAAGUGAACAGCCACUUGAGAAGUGGCAUGCAGGCCUUCUACAAGGUUGAUUCUUGCUCCAUGGACCCACCUGUGGACCAGCUCACAGGCAAAGUUCGUCAGUACUUCAUUGAAGCCCAUGAGAUUCAAUGGGACUAUGGUCCAAUAGGGUAUGAUGGCAAAACUGGGAAGAGUUUGAGAGAGCCAGGAAGUGGCCCGGAUAAAUACUUCCAGAAGAGCUCUAGUCGAAUUGGAGGUACUUACUGGAAAGUUCGAUAUGAAGCCUUUCAAGAUGAGACAUUCCAGGAAAGGGUACAUCAGGAAGAAGAAACACAUCUUGGAAUACUGGGACCAGUGAUAAGGGCUGAAGUGGGUGACACCAUCAAAGUGGUCUUCUAUAACCGUGCCUCCCAGCCAUUCAGCAUACAGCCUCAUGGCGUCUUUUACGAGAAAAUCUCUGAGGGCACCGUGUACAAUGAUGGCACAUCUUAUCCCAAAGUAGCCAACUCAUUUGAAAAAAUAACAUACUACUGGACAGUUCCUCCCCAUGCUGGUCCCACUGCUCAGGAUCCUGCCUGUCUAACCUGGAUGUACUUCUCUGCUGCAGAUCCCACAAGAGAUACAAAUUCUGGCCUGGUGGGCCCUCUACUGGUGUGCAAGGCUGGGGCCUUGGGUGCAGAUGGCAAACAGAAAGGUGUGGAUAAAGAAUUUUUUCUCCUCUUCACCGUGUUUGAUGAAAAUGAGAGCUGGUACAACAAUGCCAAUCAGGCAGCUGGUAUGUUGGAUUCCCGACUGCUCUCAGAAGAUGUCGAGGGUUUCCAGGACUCCAAUCGAAUGCAUGCUAUUAAUGGAUUUCUGUUCUCUAACCUGCCCAGGCUGGAUAUGUGCAAGGGUGAUACUGUGGCCUGGCACCUGCUUGGCCUGGGCACAGAGACUGACGUACACGGGGUUAUGUUCGAGGGCAACACUGUGCAGCUUCAGGGCAUGAGGAAAGGAGCAGUCAUGCUCUUCCCCCACACUUUUAUGACGGCCAUCAUGCAGCCUGACAAUCCUGGAAUAUUUGAAAUCUACUGCCAAGCAGGCAGCCACCGAGAAGCAGGGAUGCGGGCAAUUUAUAAUGUCUCUCAGUGUUCUAGUCAUCAAGACAGCCCACGCCAACACUACCAAGCCUCAAGAGUCUACUAUAUCAUGGCAGAAGAGGUAGAGUGGGAUUAUUGCCCUGAUAGGAGCUGGGAACUGGAAUGGCAUAACACAUCUGAGAAGGACAGCUAUGGCCAUGUUUUCCUGAGCAAGGAAGAUGGGCUCCUGGGUUCCAAAUAUAAGAAAGCUGUAUUCAGGGAAUACACUGAUGGUACUUUCAGAAUACCUCAGCCAAGGUCUGGACCGGAGGAGCACUUGGGAAUCCUAGGUCCACUUAUCAAAGGCGAGGUUGGUGAUAUCUUGACUGUGGUAUUCAAGAAUAAGGCCAGUCGACCAUAUUCUAUACAUGCCCAUGGAGUUCUAGAAUCUAAUACUGGCGGGCCACAGGCUGCUGACCCUGGUGAAGUACUUAUUUACCAAUGGAACAUCCCAGAAAGAUCUGGUCCUGGUCCUAGUGACUCUGCUUGUGUUUCCUGGAUUUAUUAUUCUGCAGUGGAUCCCAUCAAGGACAUGUAUAGUGGCUUGGUGGGACCCUUAGUCAUCUGCCGAAAUGGUAUCUUGGAACCCAAUGGAAGCCGGAAUGAUAUGGACCGUGAAUUUGCCUUGUUGUUUUUGAUCUUUGAUGAAAACCAAUCUUGGUAUCUGCAAGAGAAUAUUGCAAUAUAUGGACCUCAAGAAGCAAGUCAUGUUAACUUGCAGGAUGCAACUUUCCUGGAGAGCAAUAAAAUGCAUGCUAUCAAUGGGAAACUCUAUGCAAACCUCAGGGGCCUUACUGUAUACCAAGGAGAACGAGUAGCCUGGUACAUGCUAGCCAUGGGCCAAGAUACUGACAUUCACACUGUCCACUUUCAUGCAGAGAGUUUCCUCUAUCAGAAUGGGCACAGUUACAGGGCAGAUGUAGUGGAUCUCUUCCCAGGAACAUUUGAAGUUGUGGAGAUGGUAGCCAGCAACCCUGGGACAUGGCUGAUGCACUGCCACGUGACUGACCAUGUUCAUGCUGGCAUGGAGACCAUCUUUACUGUCUUGUCUCACGAAGAACAUUUCAGUACUAUGACCACCAUUACUAAAGAGAUUGGAAAAGCAGUGAUUCUAAGGGACACUGGAGGAGACAAUGUGAAGAUGCUGGGCAUGAAAAUUCCUGUAAAGGAUGUUGAGAUUCUGUCUUCUGUUUUGAUUGCCAUUUGUGUGCUUCUAUUGCUCAUUGCUCUGGCUCUUGGUGGUGUAGUCUGGUACCAGCAUCGACAAAGAAAGCUUCGGCGCAACAGGAGGUCCAUUCUUGAUGAUAGCUUCAAGCUUCUCUCUCUCAAGCAGUAAUAGCUAAAGCCUGAAGAUAUCUUCCGAAAACACAUCUGGGCCGUAUCCGAUGUUCUCAGAAAGCUGUGUACUAGUAAAAAACUCCUUUGUCAAAGGGAUGGGGGUAGUGGAGAGGCAGAGGAUGGAAUCAGAAUUAUCUGGGCAUUUCCUUAUUUAUUUACAUGGAAUUUAUAUGUUCUCACUUUUUCUUUAAUUCCCAUACAACUUGAGAAUUAGGUAAGUUCCUUUGUAAACAAGUUUCAGCAACUAGCAUAUGCUACCCUUUAGUUCUGCAAAGUAUGGAAAUUCCUAGAAUAUAAUCAUUCUUACAGAAUAGAUACCAAAGAAAAGCUAUCUAAUUAGGUUUCUAAUUCCGGACCUAGAUAGACAAGUACACUUUUAAUUGAGGCCAAAUUAUGAGCCACAAAGGUAACCCAUAACUAAAUAAAAGAAAAAGAACAUAAGCAUGAUGCAAAAUGAGAGGUAGGGUGGGUAGUAGGAUUCUAAAUUUUAUCUUAAUUGUUUUUGACAAUGGACUAUUGGAGAAAUGAAUAAAUAGGUUGUGUUUGUCAUGAGUACCUACAACUUCUAGAAUCAGAAGCACCUGUAAAACAGUCCUUCAUGUUUCUACACAGUGGUACUGAAGAGAAUUUUAAGGGUCCUCUCCAUGUUUGAAAUAGCAAAUCUUGUUCAUUAAAGUACUUAUUAAAAUAUUGGAAUACUGAAUUCGGUGAUUUUGAUGAUUCCUGUGGCUACUUGGAUGUGGUGUUACAGUUUAAACCAAAACAUCUCAGGGAUCUAUGGACGUAUAUUAUAGAUUUAUAUAGCCCUUGUAAAUCCUGGAUACAUGUGUGCUGUCUUAAAGUAAGCAUCCAUGUCAGAGUGGUCACAUCCUAGAAGACAAGUUUGGUGGGUGCUAAAACUUUUUGGAAUGUCAAGAAAAAUGGCCAGAGAAAGUACUGAAACAAGACCCCCUUCCUGUCCACUGAGCAAACCUAGGUAGGAACAUGCAUGGGUGGGCGUGGCCAUAGAGAUAUAAGAAGUAUGUUUGCAGUUUUUAAACCUAUUUAUGAAACAGAAUCAUUCCUUGCUGUACCUUGCAGCAACAUCCCGUUGUUUCCAGCAUGUUUAGAUGUCUCUGAAACUUUGAUCAGGAAGUACAGACAAGAAAACAGAAAUGCGGUAAGAUAGUCCAUUCUCACUAAAAUUUCCACAUGGCAAAUGGAGAACAGAAGGAGCAUCAUGGAGAGUAAUGGUAAUAGCAAUGGGAUGCUGGUGUAGCUCAGUGGUAAAGUGAUGGCUUAAUAUAGGAAAGUCCCUGGGUUGAAAAAAAAGAGCACAAAAGGAAACAAAAUAGAAAACAAGUUAAUAACAGAAACACAUAGUGAUCCUAUACAUAUCAAAGAAUUCUAAUUCUGAUUGUUUUGGAUUUGCUUUGGUUCAUUCAAGUAAAGAUUAUAUUAUUUUACUUAGGGUGACUCAGCUGAAAAUUCAGUUGGAGACUCAAAUUUUCAUCUAUCUGACUCAAAAAACAUUCUAUUCUCCUUCAUCAUGGAAACGUAUACUAUUCUUUGUCUUUCUUACCCACUUGAUUUCAAAUUGUGAGGUUGCCUAGCAACUUAUGUACUUAGUUAGCAACCCGCAGUGUUGGUAUCCAUUUGACAUAAAAUGUUACAGGUCAGAGGCCAGAAAUGAAAACAAAGACCAGAGUAAUGCAUUUUGUUCAUUCAUGGUCAGUGGCUUUCUGAAAAGUUUCUGGAAAUCUACGGAACAUAGAUGUGGAGGAGCAUAUUAAUUACUUGUUAUUCUGUUAUAGAAAUAAUAUGCCUUCUCAUUGAGAAAUCACUCUGUACACUUGGAGAUAAAGUAGAGGCUCUUAAACAAAGUGCACAUGGAUGACUGUGGCUAAUACCCAAAUAAAAGUUUGAAAUAAAUGGAAUAUUUCUAUUAAUCUAUAUACCUUAGGUUUAUGCAUCUUCCAAACACUGUCAUCAUUAAGCCUCUUUCAGUCUUGCUCCAAGGUUACAUUUUAAACAAUUUAAAUAGUUAGGAGACUGAAAAUCUGGCCACUUAGGCAGAUAGGAGAUUUACACAAAGAUAUUGCCAUAAUUGUUUGAAUAGUUGUUAUCCAGAGUCAGUUUGUCCACAUGGCAGAAUUGUGAAGGGGCAAGACAAUAAAGAGGUUCCUCUUCAUAUUUGUGCUGAAGCGGUUUUGGGCUUCACUAGAAUUUGAUCUCCUUGAGGAAAAAGUCUGUAGAAAAUUACUCAGUUCUGUCCUGGGAAUCUGAGGUCAAGGUGUUCUAACUAAUUUAUCUUGGCUUCUAUUAUACUACCUGCUUGUGCAAAUCUUCCUGUCCAGCUAACUGCUUAUAUUAGCUUCUGCUGGACUACUAGAUUGUGUAAAAUUUCUCCCUGAAGCUGCUAGGCAAGAUAGCAGGAUAUAUAUAUAUAUAUAUAUAUAUAUAUAUAUAUAUAUAUAUAUAUAUAACCUUUAAAAGCUCCAUGCUCUAAAUUUGCAGUGCUAUUCUUGGAUCCUGAAUACCUGAGGGUAGUCCCAGGUGGCUGGAAUAAAGACUUUCAAUUGAGUAUAACAGUGUCUGAGUAGUCUUCUCUGGGGAUCCAAGACUGGUCAGUCCUGGUAAAUAUUCACAUGCUAGCAUCCUAAAUAUUACUUCUAUGUAACAGGCCUUAUCUUUGAGAUAUUUUGGAGGUAUUGUUCCUGAGUCUAAGUUUCACUUGUGUGACUUAAUCUCUCCUAAGAAAAUCUUAAUAGAUUUUCGUUUAUAAUAUCAGUUUUUAUCACUUUGAGUUUUUUCUACAACAAUUUAAGUGUUGGUAUUUAAAACUUUGCAAAUUGAUUUAGCAGCAAUACACCCCUCUCCCCUUUGUCAUGUUGUUUAUAUGGAGAUUAAUGAAAAUCUAGUAUAUUCUGGGGAAUCCAGUCAUUUAACCAUAUAACUUACUUAUAACUGAGGAUUCUUAGUAUGGAUAUGUGAGACAAGGAGGUGGAGCUAUAGUAUGAUGCAUUUUAAAGAUUUAUUUUUAAAAUUAUUUUUAAUUAUGAGCAUGUGUGGGUGGGAGAUGGAGGAAGAGCAGUAGUUUCAGAUCCCCUGGAGCUGGAUUUACAGUCACAAGCCACUGAAUAUAGCCUUUGCCAAUUGAGCUCAGGUCUUCUGCAAGAACAGUACUUACUCUUAAUAAUGAGCCAUCUCUGUAGCCAUCUCUGUUCUUGUUAGUAAUUCUGCUUACAAUCAAAAUGGAAUCUUAGACCCUUUGUAUUCUAGAAAAAGAUGGAUAUGUCGAGGUAUUAUGCAAACAAAACAAAAGAAAAACAAAACAAUUUAAAUAGUACUCCUAUCUUGUUUAUUGUUCAAGUCAGAAGUUUCCAAUACCAAAAAAAAAGUGUGUCUUGUUUGCUUUCUCUUCAGAACAUCUUUAAAAUAUUUUACUUUUGACUACUUCAUUGUAUUUAAUAUUAUUGUGUAGUGCAUAGCAACACAAGUAUGUGGCAGUCAGAAAACAAUCUCUCUCCUACUGUAGGUUCUGGGGAGUGAAUUCAACUUCUCAGGCUUGCAUGGCAAGCACCUUUACCCACUGGUUCACUUUUUUUUAAAGUUAUUCUCUCAUACAUUACCCCCAGACUAUACCUUUCCCCUUCUCUCCUCCCACAUAUCAUGCCACUCUUCCUUUGUUUAUCCCCAGAAAAGGGCAGGCCUCCCAGGGAUAUCAGCCAAACAUGCAUGGCAUAUGCAGCUACAACAAGACUAGGUGCCUCCCCUCAUAUUAAGGGUGGAUGAGGCAAUUCAGUAAGAAGACAAGGAUCCUUAGAGCAGACAAAAGCGUCAGAGACAGCCCCUGCACCCAGUGGACCAUUGUGCUAGGCUAAAAAUACCUUUGUUUUUGCAUCUCUGUUUGUUCCCACUUCAGUUAAACUCUCAGCCAUUUGUUUGACAUGUAAUCCCGGUACUGAGAUAUAAAGACCACCAGUACAAGGUCAGCCUAGAAUCCAUAGUGAGUUCCAGACCAGCCUGGGCUGCUGAAUGAAACUGUUUCUCAAAACAAACAGGACAAAAAAAAAGUCACGAUCAUUUGUUGCCUGGACUAUUGUACUCUUUUCCUGCUGUUUAUCUCAGAUCCUCUCUAGACUUAGAAUUGAUUUUUCCACACAGAAAAGUGAGGUUUCAAAAAUAUAAUUAAGCCUCGAGUUUGAACAACAUUGUGUACAUUUAGAUCUCUCUGAAGAUAAGUAGACUCUGGAGAUAAUUGAAGAGGCAACAACAAAAGAAGAAAGGAAAUCAGUAGAUAGGGCAGCAGGGUUGAAAAUAUAAUGUUAGCUUUGCAUCAAAUGAUUCUCUAAUCAGAACAGGCAAGUCACAACAUACUUCCAUUCCCAAAAAAGAAAAACAAAAACAAAAAACCAAACCAAAACUAAACAAAAGAAAACAACAACAACAACAACAACAACAACAACAAACCUCCACCAA
Messenger RNA from Apodemus sylvaticus (European woodmouse), 8495 nucleotides. It is a transcript of the gene Heph, whose product is annotated as hephaestin. Gene Ontology annotation, biological process: iron ion transport. Lineage: Eukaryota; Metazoa; Chordata; Mammalia; Rodentia; Muridae. The transcript is spliced from 23 exons. Gene Ontology annotation, molecular function: oxidoreductase activity; copper ion binding. Bases 559 to 4032 code for a protein of 1157 amino acids. Gene Ontology annotation, cellular component: plasma membrane. The record is from RefSeq and is a predicted model, not a curated record.